Messenger RNA from Rosa rugosa (rugosa rose), 1895 nucleotides. RefSeq lists its product as uncharacterized. The record is from RefSeq and is a predicted model, not a curated record. Lineage: Eukaryota; Viridiplantae; Streptophyta; Magnoliopsida; Rosales; Rosaceae. The transcript has 5 exons. Bases 883 to 1803 code for a protein of 306 amino acids.
GGUAUCAUUCUGAAAGUCCCCUAAGUGUCCAGACACCGUUGGUGAAUUUUUCCCUUUUUUUUAUUAGGUUGAAUAGUUUAUAUUUUAAUUGUUCUUUUAAGUAUCUAACUAAUGUCGGCUAAGUUUUACCAAACGAUAGGGCACGGACAUAGCUAAAUUGUUUCCUAAAGAUAUACAAGCUGCUCACGAGUUUUAGGAGCCGAAUAUACUAGAGUUAAAAGCUCCGCUUGAUUUUUUUUAUCGAGCUUAACAUUUAGCUCAAGCUUGGCUCAUUUCAUUCACGAACAUGAGCCAAACAAAUCGAAUAUGAGCCGAACUGAAACUCUUGUUUCGAGCCGACUUAUAGCCCUAAUUAUGGGUAUAGGCGGAACACACGGAUCUUGGGUAAUUGUUGAGGAAACCCCUCUGGUCCAACAAAGGGAUAACGUUCCUAGUGACUCUAGGAAUUGAAAAAUCGGAUAUCAACUUCGGUAGAUACUAGGUAGAGUCAAGUUCGCCAUUGCCUUGAUUGAGAAAUAGAGAGAGAUCUUGGAAUUGGUAUUGUAUGAGUGUGCCCAAUAAAGCAAGAUGGUGCUCAUCUUUUCUUCCAACCCUGAGACCAUUCAGCCUGGGUUAAGAAUCUGUACGGGCAGUAUUGAAGUUAGGCCCAUAACUAUUAAGCCCAAAUGUAUACCCCAAAGCCCAAACAGGCAAAUGCAGCUAAGUCAACACUGAAUUACCACUCUCUACUCUACUUUACUCUCUCUCAAAUCCCACUGAGGCACUGACUAUAAACGUAAACCCCGCAAAUCGCAUUUCCUCAAUCCGAUACGAAGACCAUUUCCUCGAAAACACCGCUAGCCCAAAAGUUUCUCUUCCUCAUCAUUUCUUUCUCGUUCUAUAAUGCUUAGCCAAAUCAGAGCUUGGUUUUCCCUUGCUCGGCUGAGCAAGGCUAUUUUCAGGGUCACUGAUAGGGUGGAUGAGCACCUCAGCCUCGGGGAUUACGAUUCGGUGAGGAAGGUUCUUAGGGUGCUUCCCAAUUUAGUGCUGGUGAGGGAGCAUUCUGGUGCUGUGGUCGAAUCGAGAGGGCAUUUUGUUCGGUCACUGGGUCCUGGAUUUCAUUUUCUCUCUUUGUUCAGGAGGGAGAAAAUAUGGAACUCUCUGAGCACCCAGCCCCAGAUGGUUAACACACCGGAGACGGUUUUCGAGUCCAAAGAUGGAAACUGGUUUUCUUCUGAAUGUGUAGUGACUUUUCGGGUCAUUGAUGUGGCAAAGGCAUCCUACUGCCGAGAGAUUAAACCAUGGGUUGGCUUAAGUGUUGGAACUUUUCCUAACACGAUGUACCACUUGAAGAAUGCUGCUUAUUCUUUGGCCUACGCAACAAGUUACUUCCACAUGAAGACAUGCAUGUCUUCAUGUGUGGAUGAGAGCAACUUGCUUCUGAAAAGCACUGAAGGCCAAGAUCAAAUAAGGACAAUUCUCAAUGAGUUUCUCAUUGAUUGUGGACUAAAGUGUGAGUUGGUACUGAUGGUGAUGCUGCCAUCCAUGCCAAGGAAAGAUUGGUGUGAAAGCUUGGCGUUCGCUAAUGCUUAUGAAACAGAUGCACUAUUAUCUGCUUUUGGCAGAGAUACAACACUCGUCAAAGCGCUUUUUGAAGCAAUGGAAAGGUACACAUCAGGAGAACAAAAGAUUAUGCUUCUUGAGGAACUUUUGAAGGUAGCAGCUGAGCUACUCCAGCCAGAUCUACUCCUACUUACUCUACGUAUUGUUGCGAAGCACUACCACUUGCAGCAACGCGUGGAAAUGAAGAACACUAAACGAUAAUGUAUCUAUCUAUAUAGUUUGUUUAACAAAAAAAAAUUUACAUUAAAAGAAAAACUGUCUGAAUUUGAAAUCAAGAACCCUCUUCUAUCAAA